This is a messenger RNA of Cornus florida, 1996 nucleotides long. RefSeq names its product amino acid transporter AVT6A-like. Gene Ontology annotation, molecular function: amino acid transmembrane transporter activity. The record is from RefSeq and is a predicted model, not a curated record. Gene Ontology annotation, biological process: amino acid transmembrane transport. NCBI's taxonomy places the organism in Eukaryota, Viridiplantae, Streptophyta, Magnoliopsida, Cornales, Cornaceae. The coding region runs from base 224 to 1639 and encodes 471 amino acids. The transcript has 5 exons.
ACUCUAAUACAACAAUACGACAAAAUUUAUUAUCGAUUGUUGAGCAGUCCACCACUGAUGCUAUGUUUCAGACAAUAGCAUAUUGAUAAGAACGGUGACAUGCUUGUGUGUAUAUAUUAUAUAUAGAUAAUGAUAUAUAUUCUUCUACAGAUUCAAAUUCAAGAUAGAAUUCGAACCCAAAACCCAUGGUCUUCUUCCAAUUCGAGAAAUCUAUUAAAAAGCCAUGACGAUUGAAGUGGUAAAUGAGUGCAAGAACACCAAGAAAUCAACCAGAAAGAGCAAGAAAGAUGGUGUUGGUGACGAGAAAGUUCCUCUGUUGCCCAAGAAAACAGAGGAGGACCAACAUGGGUCUGGUGGAGAGUUCAAUGGAGCUUCAUUUACUGGGUCGGUCUUCAAUCUGUCCACCACCAUCAUCGGUGCUGGUAUUAUGGCUUUACCUGCCACCAUGAAAGUGUUGGGUCUCGGCCUCGGCAUCGCCAUUGUCUUGUUCGUCGCCUUUUUGGCAGAGGCUUCAAUCGAUUUCCUGUUGAGGUUCAGUCGAAUUGGUGGGUCGAUCACUUAUGCUGGUGUUAUGGCUGAUGCAUUUGGGAAUUUGGGCCGAACAUUGUUGCAAGUUUGUGUUUUAAUCAACAAUGUCGGUAUACUAGUUGUUUACAUGAUCAUCAUUGGUGAUGUGCUAUCUGGGACAUCUUCAAGUGGGAUUCAUCAUGCUGGUGUGCUGGAAGGAUGGUUUGGGGAACAUUGGUGGACUGGGCGUACCGUUGUUCUUCUUGUAACAACUCUUCUUGUGCUUGCUCCAUUGGCAUGUUUAAAGCGGAUUGAUUCAUUGAGAUUCACAUCUGCCUUGGCAGUCGCAUUGGCAGUUGUUUUUCUAGUUAUUACUGCAGGAAUCACUGUUUAUAAAUUACUAGAUGGAAGUAUUGCAAUGCCCAGAAUGCUGCCUCAGAUUACGGAUAUCCAUUCGGUCUGGAAUCUCUUUACUGCAUUCCCUGUUAUUGUGACAUCAUAUAUCUGCCACUACAAUGUGCACACAAUUGGCAAUGAACUCAAGGACUCUUCAUUAAUGCAAUCUGUUGUGCGAACUUCAUUGGCUAUGUGCUCAAUUAUUUACAUAAUGAUAAGCUUCUUUGGGUUCCUUCUAUUUGGUGAUUCAACUCUUGAUGAUGUGCUGGCCAACUUUGACACCAACCUUGGCAUCCCUUAUAGCUCUCUGCUCAACGAUGCUGUUCGUGUUAGUUAUGCCCUCCAUCUCAUGCUUGUUUUCCCCAUCAUCUUCUAUCCACUGCGCAUCAGUUUCGAUGCUAUGCUCUUUCCCUCUGCCAGGCCUUUAGUGUUGAGUAAUCAUCGAUUUUCAUUGAUCAGCAUAGGUCUCAUUUCUCUCAUCUUCUUGGGUGCAAACUAUGUACCCAGCAUCUGGGAUGCUUUCCAGUUCACUGGAGCUACUGCUACAGUUUGCCUUGGGUUCAUCUUUCCUGCAGCAAUUGCUUUAAGGGAUCCUCAUGGCAUAGCUACAAAAAAGGAUAAGAUGUUGUCUGUUUUCAUGAUUGGUCUUGCCGUGUUUGCAAAUUUUGUGGCCAUAUACAGUAAUGCCCACGCACUGUUUAAGACGGCUGCAUCCUGGAUUCAUGAUCUCUCUUGACAUCCUUAAUUAGCAGAUCAAGACAAGACAGUGCUGAGAUUUCUACAUCAUUUUACUUUGGGUAGGUUUGUGAAUUCGAUAAUUGGAGAAGAAACUGAAUAUACAAGUUGAUGUCUCCAUUAGUGGAACACAAACUCAAUGCUUAAGUUGAGGUGUCCUCAGAUACCAUAUAUGUGCCCUUUGUAUUGUGCAACUUAUGGCUUGAGAUUGGAUUACAAUAACUGUGUGUUGAUAGUGGAUAUUCUUGUCGCACAAUUCUUCUAAACGGGUACCGACCGCUCUCUUGUUAACUCUGUGUAAUUGAGAUAUUCUUGUCGCACAAUUCUUCUAAACGGGUACAGACCGCUUUCAUGUUAA